Messenger RNA from Hibiscus syriacus, 2676 nucleotides. RefSeq lists its product as uncharacterized. The transcript is spliced from 5 exons. The record is from RefSeq and is a predicted model, not a curated record. Gene Ontology annotation, molecular function: GTPase activator activity. The coding region runs from base 104 to 2584 and encodes 826 amino acids. Lineage: Eukaryota; Viridiplantae; Streptophyta; Magnoliopsida; Malvales; Malvaceae. Gene Ontology annotation, biological process: activation of GTPase activity.
CUUGAAUGCUCUGGUUAUUGCACAAUUCCCUUUUUUGGUCUCCCAAAUCCAGGCGUAACGGUUUAUCCUUUUGUCUAGUUGUUUGUGUUUCUGAUCGCAAGGAAUGAGCAAAGAGAUUGUAAAGGAAGUAACGCCUUCGUCGUCCGCUGUCGCUCAGGCCGAAAAUCGUGUUUUUGCUAGUCUGAGAGGCGUCCAAUGGCGUAUCAAUCUCGGAAUUUUACCUCCUUCUUCAAUUGAUGAUCUCCGAAGGGUAACAGCUGAUUCUCGCAGAAGAUAUGCUGGUUUGAGAAGGCAACUGCUGGUGGAUCCACACGUUCCCAAAGACGGAGCAAGAAAUGCCCCCGAUCUUGUUAUGGAUAAUCCGCUCUCACAAAACCCAGACAGCACCUGGAGUCAAUUCUUUCGGAAUGCUGAGCUGGAGAAAAUGGUUAACCAGGAUUUAUCACGAUUAUAUCCAGAGCAUGAAAGCUACUUCCAGACUCCCGGAUGCCAGGGAAUGUUGAGACGGGUAUUGUUAUUGUGGUGCCUUAGACACCCAGACUGUGGUUAUAGACAAGGAAUGCAUGAACUCUUGGCUCCUCUGCUGUAUGUUCUUCAUAUUGAUGUUGAGCGUCUCUCAGAAGUGCGGAAGCUAUAUGAAGACCAGUUCAUUGACAAAUUUGAUGGAUUUCCAUUUGAAGAAAAUGGUGGUGCUUACAAUUUUGAUUUUAAGAAGUUCUCAGAUUCUAUGGAAGAUGAGAUUGGUUCUCAACGCAAUUCAAAGAAAGUCUGCAGUCUUUAUGAGCUUGACCCCGAGAUACAGGCCAUUGUAUUGCUAAGUGAUGCUUACGGAGCUGAAGGUGAACUUGGUAUUGUCUUGUCUGAGAAAUUUAUGGAACAUGAUGCCUAUUGUAUGUUUGAUGCUCUGAUGAUUGGGGCACAUGGUUCAGUUGCUAUGGCAGAUUUUUUUGCUUCCUCUCCUGCAGCUGAGUCCCAAAGUGGCUUGCCUCCUGUCAUUGAAGCCUCGGCUGCACUAUAUCAUUUACUGUCAAUCGUUGAUUCAUCUCUGCAUACCCAUCUUGUUGAGCUUGGUGUUGAACCGCAAUAUUUCGCACUUCGCUGGUUGCGAGUUUUAUUUGGACGGGAAUUUUCACUUCAAAAUCUCUUAGUUGUAUGGGAUGAGAUUUUCUCAGAAGAUAAUAGCCCACUCAAUAAAGUUUCUGAGGACGCUGACCAUUUCAGUUUUAAACUACUCAGUUCACGCCGUGGAGCACUAAUUGCCGCUAUGGCAGUCUCUAUGAUACUUUAUCUGAGAUCUUCCUUGCUUGCCACUGAAACUGCAACUUCUUGUCUUCAGAGACUCCUGAAUUUUCCAGAGUGUGUAAAUCUGGAAAAUCGUAUAGAGAGGGCAAAGUCACUGCAAAUUCUUGCAUUGGAAUCUAACAAAGCAUCUUUGUUGUCUGCAUUUGGUGGGGCUUAUAACUGCAUGAAAUCUCCAUCGAGCAGCCACAAAAUUUCAUCUGAUUUAGGUUCUCCGAAACCUGCUCCAACCCCGCUGCCUGACAGCUAUUGGGAAGAAAAGUGGAGAGUACUUCAUAAGGCAGAGGAGCUAAGGCAAAAUAGUUUAGGAAAGCAUGCUACAAGUGGGAAAAAGAGUUGGUCUGAAAAAGUAAAGUUUGGCCUACUUAGAACUGAAUCUGCACCAUCACCUGCAAGAAAAGAAAAAUGCAAAAAGGACAAUCAUUCCGUUAGGCGUAAUUUGCUUGAAGAUUUGUCUAAGAAGCUUGGCUUGGAGGAUGAUGCUGUAAAGGGAUGCUGUUUCGAGGCUUCUAAUUCAGACGACCAUCAUUCUGUAGAGGUUCAGGGGGAGGAACAAAAUUGUGCUAACAAGCGGUCUAUUUGCACAGCAGAGAAUAGAUGUGAGAAUGGAAGUGGAGCUGUUGUCAGUGAAGAGAACUCAUCUAUUUUUUCCGACCCAUCAAGUCCUCCUGGUUGUGGCAUUAAUGAUCAUGAAAAUGACACAGAAAAGAGUAGUGUUACGUCAAAUUUAUCGGUAGAUGAUAAUGAUGAUCACCGGCGGAGGAGCCCAGAAGAUUUACCACAUCAGGUUCCCUUUCCUACCGAAGAUGUCUCACGAAGUCCUCUGCAUGAGAAUGAAUCUUCAGGGAAGACCUCAUCAACGAAGGAGAGAAGGCAUCUUUCAGGUAAAUUCCAGUGGUUUCGGAAGUUUGGACAAAGCAAUGUCAGUGAGAAGACAUCCGAUAAACGAGGAGGUAACAAUGAGGCUGCAAAACCUCCAAUUUUUGAUAGCAAGAGCAGUACAAGCUGUACAGCAGACUCAUCUGCUGCUGGUGCUUCUUGUAACUCACAUCCGACGAGCAAAGGUGAUACUGUGGACCAGAAUAUGAUGGGGACAUUGAAGAAUCUUGGGCAGGCUAUGCUUGACCACAUCCAGGUUCUGGAGUCGGUUUUCCAGCAAGAUCAAGGCCAAGUAGGAUCAUUGGAGAAUUUGUCUAAAAACAAUCUAGUUGGCAAAAGGCAAGUUACAGCCGUUACAGCUCUCAAGGAGCUUCGGAAGAUCAGCAAUCUUUUAUCAGAGAUGUGAGAUUUUUUAGUUUCCCUUUUCCAAUUAAAUUAACCUGUACAUACUUGAUGUAAUUACCAUUUUUCGAUGCUAAUAAAAUAAAUUUCUUGACC